Messenger RNA from Lactuca sativa (garden lettuce), 2637 nucleotides. RefSeq names its product receptor-like protein EIX2. The record is from RefSeq and is a predicted model, not a curated record. NCBI's taxonomy places the organism in Eukaryota, Viridiplantae, Streptophyta, Magnoliopsida, Asterales, Asteraceae. Gene Ontology annotation, molecular function: protein binding.
AUGAAUCAGUGUGUUCAUAUACUUUUCUUACUUGUUGUGCUAAUCCUUGUGACUACAACUGCCACCAACCAAUUGGUUGCAGUGGGAAGAGGAGGAGGAGGAGAUGGUAAUGGUGUUAUGAAAAAGUGUUUGGAUAAGGAGAGGCACGCUCUCCUUCAUUUUAAAGCUAGCCUGCAAGAUCCCAUCGGUUGUCUCUAUACGUGGAGAGCUGAAGAAAAUGAUUGUUGCCGGUGGAAAGGAGUCAUGUGUAACAACAACAAAACAGGUCAUGUCACAGGGCUUAAUAUUCGCUUAUGUCUCCUUGAAGGUGAGAUUAGCCAUUCAUUGGUUAACUUAAGCUACUUGAAUCAUCUUGAUCUUUCCGCCAAUUAUUUUAAUGGAACCAUUCCCACCUUCAUUGGUUCCUUGACUCAGUUAAGGUACCUUGAUCUUUCCUUCAAUUAUUUUAAUGGAACCAUUCCCACCUUCAUUGGUUCCUUGACUCAGUUAAGGUACCUUGAUCUUAGCGAUAAUGAUUUUAAUGGAAUCAUUCCCGGAUCAAUUGGUUCCUUGACCGAAUUAAGGCACCUUGACCUUUCAUAUAACUCUCUUUAUGGAACCAUUCCUCAAGAGUUUGGAAACCUCACCAACUUGCAAGGGAUUUCCCUUGGAAACGUUGGAAGAUGUAGAGUCGAAAACAUACAGUGGUUGUCUCAUCUCUCUCAUCUGGAGGAUCUGAGAAUGGAUGGGAUUUCCCUUGCCAAACAAAAUUAUUGGGUAGAUGUGAUUUCAAGUCUCCGGAACCUAUCACAUUUAAGUUUAGAUGGAUGUGAGCUGUCACAGGUCAUGUAUCCAUAUUCUUCUUCAUUUCUCAACUCUUCUUCAUCUUUAUAUUUCCUAAAUCUCAGAAACAACAAUCUCACCUCAUCCAUGUAUCAUUGGUUGUUCCCAUUAACCAGCAAUAAGCUCCAGUACCUUUAUCUCUCUAACAACAUGUUAGAUGGGAUACCCAAAUAUUUUGGUAACAUCUGUAGUUUGACCUUUUUAAAUCUGAAUAACAAUUCUAUGGCUGUUGAAUUUUCUGUUUUUCUGAGCAACUUGUCUGGAUGCACAUCGCUUUCAUUACAAUACUUGCAUGCUUCUCAAAACCAAUUUACAGGGCCACUAUCGGAUGAUAUCCAAACACUCACAAAUCUUACCUAUCUUGAUAUUUCCAAUAAUAGAAUUUCAGACACCAUUCCCAUGGAUAUUUGGUCCAUGUGGCCUUCUCAAUUAACAUAUCUGAAUCUCUCUUCCAACAACAUCAGCGGGAAAGCACCAGAUUUAUCAUCACAUUUUGACAGCAAUUCAGUAAUAGAUCUGAGUUCCAAUAACUUUUAUGGUCCAAUGUCAAAUGUUUCUUCCACUGUAGCAUCGUUAGAUCUUUCCAGAAAUAAAUUCUCUGGAGGAAUCUCAUUUAUAUGCCAAAUUGUCGGUGGGUUUUUAGAAUUUCUUGACCUCUCUGGUAACUUCCUAAGUGGACCACUUCCAAACUGUUUGUGGCAUUUUAAACGACUAGUAGUUCUUAAACUAGAAGACAACAAUCUAUCUGGAAGGCUUCCUCCCUCAAUUGGAUAUUUGAGAGAACUUGAGGUGCUGGAUUUAUACAAGAACAACUUUUCUGGAGAAUUGCCAUUAUCCUUGAAGAAUUGCACGAGUUUAAACUUAAUGAAUUUGGGGGCCAACAAGUUUUCUGGUAAUGUGCCUGUCUGGAUUGGGGAAAAGUUAUCAAGGUUGUAUGUUCUUAUCCUAAGAUCAAACAGCUUCUUUGGAACAAUUCCAUUGCAGUUAUGUCAAUUACCAAAUCUUCAAAUUCUAGACAUGUCAAAGAACCAUCUCAAUGGAACCAUCCCCUCCUGUUUGAGUAAUCUUAGAAGCAUGAUUCAAGGAGGAAAAACUUAUGAAAAUGUGCAUUUCAUGUUGACAAGCGAUCAUGUUGUUCUAAAUGAAUAUGUUGACCAAGCAAUGAUCGAGUGGCAAGGAGAUGAACGUGAAUUCUUCAGAAAUCUGGGAUUGUUGAGGAGCAUUGACCUGUCGAGCAACAAUUUAACAGGUCAAAUCCCAUAUGCGAUUACCAAUCUUUAUGAAUUGAUUUCACUAAACUUAUCGAAGAACUCUCUGCUUGGAGAGAUUCCACUGACAAUUGGCCAGAUGAAACAACUUGAAACUUUGGAUUUAUCUAGAAACAACUUGUCAGGAGAGAUGCCAUCAAGCAUGUCUGAAAUGUGUUUAUUGAAUGACCUAGACGUGUCAUUUAACAACUUGUCAGGGAGAAUCCCAACUAGCACCCAACUCCAGUCCUUUGAACCUUCAAGAUACAAUGGCAACAGACGACUCUGUGGACCCCCCCUUUCCAAAAAAUGUCCAGGAGAUGAAGAAUCAGAAGCAACAUCAGUCAAUGGUAAAAGUGAGGGUGAUGGGGAAGACAUAGAUGAAGUUUGGGGAUGGUUUUAUAUUGGUGGGGCCACUGGUUUUGUCACUGGAUUUUGGAUAGCAUGUGGGGCUUUACUUCUCAAUCGUCAAGAAGGACAUGUUUUUUUUCACUUUUAUGAUGGAUUCAGCGAUUGGGUUUAUGUGAAGGUGGUGGUGUUCAUUGUAAAUUUGCAAAGGGUUAGUUAG